Molecule: messenger RNA, 1161 nt
Organism: Arabis nemorensis
Lineage: Eukaryota; Viridiplantae; Streptophyta; Magnoliopsida; Brassicales; Brassicaceae
Source: the annotation of a GenBank genome assembly
AUGGCGGUAAUAACAUCUCCAGGUGAAGAAUACAAACCAAAUUUAGACCUUGGAAAUCAUCAUACGCCAUUAAUCUUCAAUCCUUCAGUGCUUAAUCUCCAAUACAAUAUCCCAAUCCAAUUCAUUUGGCCUGACGAGGAUAAACCUUCCAUCGACGUUCCCGAGCUUGACGUUCCACUUAUCGAUCUCGGAAACUUUCUUUCUGAUAUUGACUCCACUUCUUCUUCUUCUCUCUCGUCCUCUGUUUUAGAAGCUACCAGUCUCAUCUCUACGGCAUGUAAUAAGCACGGCUUUUUCCUUGUAGUUAAUCAUGGCGUCAGCGAGGCGCUUAUAUCAGACGCUCAUGACUACAUGAGCCGCUUCUUCGAUUUGCCUCUCCCCGAAAAACAGAGGGUUCUGAGAAAACCUGGCGAGAGCUGUGGCUACGCAAGCAGUUUCACCAGCCGCUUUUACACCAAGCUUCCAUGGAAGGAGACCUUUUCUUUCCCGUUUUCGGACAGCAAGAACCGCUCAAAAACCGUUCAAGAUUACUUCUGUGAUACAUUGGGACAUGGGUUUGAGCCAUUUGGGAAGGUGUAUCAAGAGUACUGUGAAGCAAUGAGUUCUCUGUCGCUAAAGGUCAUGGAGCUUCUUGGACUAAGUUUAGGCGUACGCCCAGACUAUUUUCGAGAUUUUUUUGAAGAAAAUGAUUCGAUAAUGAGGCUUAAUUACUACCCCCCAUGUCAGAAACCAGAUCUCACAUUAGGAACAGGACCUCAUUGUGAUCCAACUUCUCUGACCAUCCUUCACCAAGACCAUGUAAAUGGCCUUCAGGUAUUUGUCGAAAAUCAAUGGCAAUCCAUUCCUCCUAAUCCCAAGGCCUUUGUGGUCAAUAUCGGUGAUACUUUCAUGGCUCUAUCAAACAAGAGGUACAAAAGCUGCUUGCACAGGGCGGUGGUGAACAGCGAGAGCGAGAGAAAAUCACUUGCGUUCUUCUUGUGUCCGAAAAAGGACAGAGUUGUGAAGCCACCGAGGGAGCUUUUAGAUAGCAUCACACCAAGGAGAUACCCUGACUUCACUUGGUCUGUGUUUCUUGAGUUCACUCAGAAACACUAUAGAGCAGACAUGAACACUCUCCAAGCGUUCUCAGAUUGGCUCACAACAAACGCCUCUAAGACUUAA